Archocentrus centrarchus (flier cichlid) is the source of this 435-nucleotide messenger RNA. It is a transcript of the gene spink4, whose product is annotated as serine peptidase inhibitor, Kazal type 4. Bases 79 to 321 code for a protein of 80 amino acids. The record is from RefSeq and is a predicted model, not a curated record. NCBI's taxonomy places the organism in Eukaryota, Metazoa, Chordata, Actinopteri, Cichliformes, Cichlidae. Gene Ontology annotation, molecular function: protein binding; serine-type endopeptidase inhibitor activity. The transcript has 4 exons.
ACACAAUUAAUUUGCCAGUAAAACGAGAGGCAUGCGCACAGGUUCCUGUCGCUCCCGAGUUAUUCAUCCACCAACAUCAUGACUGGGAGAGUUGUUUUUCUGGGACUUCUGCUCAUCUGUAUGACCGCAGAUGCUGUGGAGAGGUCUGGACUCAUGAGAGAGCCUUUCUGUCCUGACUUGGAGGAGAUUGUGGCGUGCCCCCUGAAUCUGUCUCCUGUAUGUGGGAGCGAUGGAAACACUUAUGCCAACGAGUGUGCCCUGUGUGUCCAGAGACAGUCAACCAAGAUGAACAUUAUGAUUGCCAAAGAGGAGAGCUGCUGACCUCAACACCUGGUGAUGUCACUGCCAAGGGGCCAAUCAGGAUCAAGUCUGUUUGCAACUAUGACUGGAUUCCAGCUGUUCUAAAUAUUUGCCACAAUCAAUAAAUAUCCUUCA